Messenger RNA from Lachancea meyersii CBS 8951, 171 nucleotides. The record is from the annotation of a GenBank genome assembly. NCBI's taxonomy places the organism in Eukaryota, Fungi, Ascomycota, Saccharomycetes, Saccharomycetales, Saccharomycetaceae.
AUGGCUCACGAAAACGUCUGGUUCUCCCACCCAAGAAACUUUGGUAAAGGCUCUCGCCAGUGCCGUGUCUGCUCUUCCCACCAGGGUUUGAUCAGAAAGUACGGUUUGGACAUCUGCCGUCAGUGCUUCAGAGAGAAGGCCAACGACAUCGGCUUCCACAAGUACAGAUAA